GUUGAUAACCUUCGUUUUCUCUCGAAAAGUUUCUCGGUUUUAAGGAAGGUGGCGGCUGUCUUGUUUGUGGCGUUGGCCAUUUUAAGCCAUGGAUCCUGUCUCGGAACCUCAAUACAGGAUCGAUGGAUCGUGCUGGAGAUUUCUCCCGGUUAAUUCAGAUGGGUUUUGGAACUUAAAACCUGGGGAAAAUAUCAUCGCGCAAUAUCCCCUACUUCUUCUGCAAAUUCAGUUGGCCGUAAUCUUCAUCCUCACCAGCACCAUACACUUUUUUCUCAGGCGUUUCCAUUUUCCACGUCUCGUCUCUGAAUUUCUGGUAGGCCUGUUUCUUGGACAUUCUUUUCUGGAACGGUUUUAUCCUAAUAUUCCACGUACUUUGUUUCCGAUGUCGUCUUUCAAAGUUCUGGUUACCUUCACGAAGUUUGGGUAUUUGUUUUUUAUGUUUAUGAUCGGAGUGAAGAUGGAUGUUAAGCAGCUGAUGAAAUCAGGUAAAAGAGGAUGGACGAUAGGCUCUAUAACCUGUCUAUUCGCAUUUUGUGUGAACGUGCCCGUUGCUAAAUACAUCGGCGUUGAAAGGGACAAUGCCAGCAAUCUCCAAAUAACAUGGGUUUUUAUCAUUUCUGGCACGCUAAUGAUCACCUCAUUUCCUGUGGUGGCCUGCCUUCUGAUGCAUCUCAGGAUCAUCAACUCUGAGCUGGGACAUCUUGCUCUAUCAUCAGCCCUGGUCGCUGACCUGAUAAGUUUGGUCGUGAUAAAUUUGCAGGCUUGGUCACACCUAUUGGAAUUGUCAUCGUUACAUGUGACAUUGAAGUCUAUGUUUCUUUCUAUCACUCUUGUGGUCUUUAUCCUUGCUGUUUUGCGCCCAAUGAUGUUUUGGAUCAUCAGAAGAACACCUGAAGGGAAGCCUGUAAAGGAUUCUUACGUUUACGUUAUAUUCCUGGUGUUGUUGUUGGUAGCAAUAACUGGUGAGAAUGUGGGGUUGCAGUUUUUGUAUGGACCUUUUAUACUUGGGUUGGCAGUGCCAACAGGGCCUCCUUUAGCAUCAGCCCUGGUAGAGAAAUUAGAUGCCAUCAUCUCGGGCUUGAUGCUGCCACUCCUGUCUACCCUUUGUGGAUACAAAUCAAAUCUGUGGGAAUUAAAAAGUAGGCCACCUGCGUUUUUUGUUUAUAUAUCUACCUUUGGUUUCUUGGUCAAAGUGGCCGCAAGCUUUCUGUCUGCAAUUUGUUUCAAGAUGCCUCCUAAAGAUGCUGCUGCUCUUGCACUCAUAUUGACAGCCAAAGGCGCUGUUGAAUUAUCCAUAAUCUCCUUCAAUUCUGACAAGAUGGUAGCCCCUAGUGACCAGUACACCAUGGCAGCCUUAGUGGUCCUCUUAGUAGCGGCAGUUGUUCCAGUGCUAGUCAGAAAGCUUCACGAUCCUUCGAACACAUACGCUGGCUACCAAAAAAGAACCAUUUUGAACUCUUGUAUUAGUGAUGGUCUUCGAGUACUUGCUUGUGCACAAAGACAAGAUGAUGCCUUGGCAGCUAUCAAACUGCUAGAAAUUUCCAAUCCCUCUAAAGAAAGUCCAAUCUCUGUCUGUGGGCUAUACUUGGAAGAGCUCAAAGGUGGAUCCACUCCUCUCCUCCUCAAUCACCAACUGGGCCAGAAGAGUUCUUGUUCUGAUGGAUCUCGUUGGCAGCCCAUCAUUGACGUUUUUAAUUACUUCAAGUUACAGCAUAAGAAGCUAGUAAACGUGCAAGUCUUUACAGCAAUAUCGCCUGCCAAACUGAUGCAUGAAGACAUUUGCUGGGUAGCCUUUGCUAAUUCAGUAGUCUUGAUAAUACUUCCAUUUCAUAAGAAAUGGAAUAUCAAGGGAAUGAUGAUUGCGGAUAGCAAAGACUUGAGGACUCUGAACAGCAAUGUUCUGAAGAAGGCCCCUUGUUCUGUGGGCAUUCUAAUUGAUCGUAGCAGAGCACGAUAUUCAUCUAUUUUAGCAUCGUCAUUAAGUUAUCAGGUAGCCGUGAUCUACAUAGGAGGUGAUGAUGACAGAGAGGCGUUAGCUCUUGCUCGUAGGAUGAUAGGACGUGCUGCUGUUCACAUAACAAUUUUCAGAUUAAUUUCAUUGAAUGAUGAUAACAAAAAGGAGUGGGAGAAUAUCUUGGAUCUUGAAGCAUUGCGAGAAUUUAAGUAUGAGGCCUCCAAAAAUGAAAAUAUAACGUAUGAGGAUGUGAAUGUUGAAGAUGGUGCCUACACAACUUCAUUUAUUGGGUCAAUACUGGAAAACGACAACUUUGAUCUAAUCUUGGUGGGUAGACGCCAUGAAUCUAGCUCACGAAUUACAGCAGGUCUAUCUGAAUGGAGUGAGUUGCCAGAGCUGGGGCCAAUUGGGGACCUUCUAGUUUCUUCAGAUAUAAGUAGUACAGUUUCAGUCUUAGUGGUGCAACAGCAAAUCAUUAAGGGGUGAGUACAAUACUCAAGAAAAUAAGAACCUUCAUUCUUGAGCUCACACGUCAUUGCUUAAAAUGGCCCUAGUGAUUAUGGCUUUCCACGGAUGUGUAUAUCAAAUUUCAUUGUUUGAUACUCUUUCUACAAAGCCAAUCAAGGAGAAAAUGCAUGCAAUUAGAGGUUGAAAUUCCAAGAAGGAAAAAUGGAAAAAAGUAGAAGAAAAUAGGGACUCAUUGCGACAAUGGCAUCUUGAUGAAGAGAUUGCAUAAUGGUAAAGGGGAUUUUUCAUCAGAUGCCCAUUUUCUACCAGCCAAUUGCAUUCUUCCCAAAUUUUAUGUACACAUCCUUACUACAAAAUUGUAAUUGUAUCUUGAAGUAGGAAUACAAGCAUCUUUUUAGA
This is a messenger RNA of Rubroshorea leprosula, 2821 nucleotides long. Lineage: Eukaryota; Viridiplantae; Streptophyta; Magnoliopsida; Malvales; Dipterocarpaceae. The record is from the annotation of a GenBank genome assembly.